Phalaenopsis equestris is the source of this 663-nucleotide messenger RNA. Its product is annotated as probable plastid-lipid-associated protein 14, chloroplastic. NCBI's taxonomy places the organism in Eukaryota, Viridiplantae, Streptophyta, Magnoliopsida, Asparagales, Orchidaceae. The record is from RefSeq and is a predicted model, not a curated record. Gene Ontology annotation, molecular function: protein kinase activity; ATP binding. Gene Ontology annotation, biological process: protein phosphorylation.
UCAUGUUACUUUGCUCGUCCCUUUCUGGCCUUAAAUCUAUUUUUCCGUGGCUUAGACUUCUCCCAAGGGAGAGUGAGGCCAACUCACAAGGAACUCAUGGAGGAAUGCUUCCGGCACCCGCCCGCACGCAAUCUCCCCACUCCCUCCUCCCUAUAACAGCAGCCCUUCUCCUUCCUCCUCCUCUGAAACUCCGUCGCGCCGCCACCCACCAUGCCUCUCUGUGCCUCCUCUCUUUCGUUUUCUCCCUCCAUCAGAUGGAGACCCAGUUGCUCCACUGGGAUGACGGCUCCGGAGAAAAAUUCUCAGCGGUGCGAUCGAGCCGCUGAGUUAACCUUUCCUGAUGGGGAUUUGGGCCCCGUCCGAAAGUUCAGGAUGUCGGAUUUUGCCUUAUGCGAUCGUGUAAGCGUCGGCCUCCAAGGCAGAAGGGACGAGGUGAUCUUUGAGGCCACGGUUAGGGAUUCCAAUAGCCCGUUGUACAACUCGAGGGUGGUGCUUCGAGAUCUAACUAGUGUACAAGCGAAGCGGCGAGGUAGACGAGCAUUGGAGGUUUUGAAGAAACUUGUUCGGCGGCAGCUCAUGUAUCACUCUUAUGCGAUGCAAGUUCAUGGUUAUGUUUCCCCAUCAAGUGGCGAGGAGGGAGAUCACUUCAUCCUGGUACAUAGU